Olea europaea var. sylvestris is the source of this 1481-nucleotide messenger RNA. Its product is annotated as L10-interacting MYB domain-containing protein-like. Lineage: Eukaryota; Viridiplantae; Streptophyta; Magnoliopsida; Lamiales; Oleaceae. The coding region runs from base 88 to 1104 and encodes 338 amino acids. The transcript is spliced from 4 exons. The record is from RefSeq and is a predicted model, not a curated record.
UCACAAAAUCAAUUCCUGUCGCUUAGUCGCCGUUGCACGGAAUUUUCAUUUCUCGGGGACUUCCGGAUCGAUUUUCCGAUCGGCGUGAUGUGGCACACGCUUGCAGAAGAGCAGAACCAGCAGUUUAAUCGUAUGUGCCAAUACUUGGGUGAAAAUCAACCCAAGGAAAUGCAGAUGGACAACGAAGCUAAUGACCACCACCCAAAGCAAGAGCGUUUGAGGACGAGAUGGACUGCAGCCCUUGAUAAGGUUUUUGCUGACAUUGUGGUUGAGCAGAUUCGGAUAGGGAACAGGACAAACAAUGUUUUUGACAAGAAAACAUGGAACCAGAUCCGUGAGGAAUUUAACAGACAGACCAAUCUCAAUUUCAAUAACAAUCAGUUGAGGAAACAUCUAGACGUUCUUAGGACACGUUAUCACAAUGUGCAAUCUGCCAUUAACCAAAAUGAUGCAAUCCAGGAUCCUGGCUACAUAGCGUUUGAUUUAUGGGAAGAUUUCGGGGCACAGUCAAAGACCGAACUAAUAAAGACCAAGGAGUGUCCUAUUUAUGAGCAACUAUGCACAAUAUUUGCUGAUUCGGGAGUGGAUGGCAAAUAUGCUCAAUCAAGCCACUACGAAGAACUCGGCAAGUCCAGUGGGACUGAUCCACCUGGUCUAGAAGGUGGGAACCCACUUCCUAAAACUCCAUCUUCAUCAAAAAAUGUUCAUGGGAAUGAAUCUUCGCCACAAAACACGAACACGGCAGAUAAAAAGAGAAAGCGUCCUUCAGACUUGGUCUCUGUAUCUGUGCAAAACAACUGGAAUCGAGAAUUAAGUGAUGGAAUGGCAAAAGCCAUUAACGAGAUGAUUGCUUCCUCAAGGCUGCGAACAGUUACAAUGCCUCAGGUUGAUAAAAAGUUCACAAUUACUAACUGCAUAAAAGCCUUGGAUGAAAUAGAAGGCAUCGAAGAUGGCCUGUACUAUCCUGCCUUGGACCUCUUUGAGAAUCCUAGUUUCAGGGAGACUUUCCUUUCUCUCAAGAGCAACUAUAUUCGGCUGACAUGGUUGCAAGGAAAAGUGCAGAAAAAGUUUGGCAAUUAUACCCCAUUAAGAAAUGCAUUCUAGAUCUAAGAAUACUGGCGGUGAAGAUCUUCAGUAGGGGACAAGUUUUUGUUUUAGGUGGCAAAUGUACAAAAUCUUUUCAACCAAUGACCGUCGGAAGGGACAAUAUGUUUGGGGGAUCGCAUGAUAUAGUACAUCAGGAUGUUACAUCUUGUCUCUUAUAGAUUGUCAAAAUCUUCGCGUACAUAAGAAUUACUUUUGAAUUGCAGUAAGCACCUAUUUUAUCAUGUCCUAGUUUCUGUUGCUCAUGUAGCCAUGCAGAAAGCUCCGUUUUCAAAUUGCUGUGUAUAAAAGGCCUUGGAUUUCUCUGUACCAGUUCAAUCUCCUAUUAGUUAGAAUGGUUUUCAAGAUUAUUACAUCGAGAAUUAUCUUUGACUGUA